Phodopus roborovskii (desert hamster) is the source of this 7041-nucleotide messenger RNA. RefSeq names its product ankyrin repeat and FYVE domain containing 1 (gene Ankfy1). Gene Ontology annotation, molecular function: protein binding; metal ion binding. Bases 27 to 3536 code for a protein of 1169 amino acids. The transcript is spliced from 25 exons. Gene Ontology annotation, cellular component: cytoplasm. Lineage: Eukaryota; Metazoa; Chordata; Mammalia; Rodentia; Cricetidae. The record is from RefSeq and is a predicted model, not a curated record.
GAGGCUGUAGUCAGGGCCGGGCCGAGAUGGCGGAAGAGGAGGUGGCCAAGUUGGAGAAGCAUUUGAUGCUUCUUCGACAAGAGUAUGUCAAGUUGCAGAAGAAACUGGCAGAGACGGAAAAAAGAUGCACGCUUUUGGCUGCACAGGCAAACAAGGAGAGUAGCAGUGAGUCCUUCAUCAGCCGCUUGCUGGCAAUAGUGGCAGGUCUCUAUGAGCAGGAGCAGUACAGUGACUUGAAGAUCAAGGUUGGGGAUAGGUACAUCAGUGCUCACAAGUUUGUCCUGGCUGCCCGAAGUGAUAGCUGGAGUCUGGCCAACUUGUCUUCCACGGAGGAGCUAGACUUGUCAGAUGCGAAUCCUGAGGUGACAAUGACCAUGCUUCGCUGGAUCUAUACUGAUGAGUUAGAGUUCAGAGAGGAUGAUGUGUUCCUGACUGAGUUGAUGAAACUGGCCAAUCGCUUUCAGCUCCAGCUCCUUAGGGAGAGAUGUGAGAAGGGUGUUAUGUCUUUGGUGAAUGUUAGGAACUGUAUUCGCUUCUACCAAACUGCAGAGGAAUUAAAUGCCAGCACACUGAUGAACUAUUGUGCAGAAAUUAUUGCAAGUCAUUGGGAUGACUUGCGAAAAGAAGACUUCAGUAGUAUGAGUGCUCAGUUGUUAUACAAAAUGAUCAAAUCCAAGACAGAAUACCCAUUACAUAAAGCUAUUAAAGUGGAGAGAGAAGAUGUGGUCUUCCUCUAUUUGAUUGAAAUGGAUUCCCAGCUCCCUGGGAAGCUGAAUGAAGUGGAUCACAAUGGAGAUCUUGCAUUAGACCUGGCUCUUUCACGGCGACUAGAGAGUAUUGCCACCACUCUGGUUAGUCAUAAAGCUGAUGUGGACAUGGUAGACAAGAAUGGCUGGAGCUUGUUACAUAAAGGAAUCCAAAGAGGAGAUCUCUUUGCUUCUACAUUCCUCAUUAAGAACGGGGCCCUUGUCAAUGCUGCCACAUUGGGAGCCCAAGAGACCCCGUUACACCUUGUAGCAUUGUAUAGUUCAAAGAAAUACUCAGCAGAUGUGAUGUCUGAGAUGGCGCAGAUUGCGGAGGCUCUCCUGCAAGCUGGUGCUAACCCCAACAUGCAGGAUAGCAAGGGCAGGACUCCUUUACACUUGUCCAUCAUGGCCAGGAAUGAAUAUGUGUUCAAUCAGCUGCUGCAGUGUAAACAAUUAGACUUAGAGCUGAAAGAUCACGAGGGCAGCACUGCACUCUGGCUUGCUGUCCAGUACAUCACCGUGUCUUCUGGCCAGUCUGUAAACCCUUUUGAAGACCUCCCUGUGGUGAAUGGGACAUCAUUUGAUGAAAACAGCUUUGCAGCCAGGCUCAUUCAACGUGGCAGCAACACUGAUGCUCCAGAUGCACUGACGGGAAAUUGUCUGCUACAGAGGGCAGCUGGGGCAGGAAAUGAGGCUGCAGCUCUUUUCCUAGCAACUAGUGGUGCCCAUGCCAACCACAGGAACAAAUGGGGAGAAACUCCUUUGCAUACCGCUUGUCGGCAUGGCCUGGCCAACCUCACAGCAGAGCUCCUGCAACAAGGUGCCAAUCCAAACCUGCAAACAGAGGAGGCUCUGCCUGUGCCUAAAGAGACUCCAGUCCUAAUGGGUUCUGCAGAUGGCAUCUACCUGCAGACACCGUUGCAUAUGGCAAUUGCUUAUAACCAUCCAGAUGUGGUGUCUGUCAUCCUGGAACAGAAAGCCAAUGCUCUUCAUGCCACAAACAAUUUACAAAUUAUUCCGGACUUCAGCCUCAAGGAUUCUAGAGACCAAACUGUGCUAGGCCUGGCAUUAUGGACUGGCAUGCACACAAUUGCUGCCCAACUUCUGGGCUCUGGCGCAUCUAUCAAUGACACCAUGUCGGAUGGGCAGACUUUGCUGCACAUGGCCAUAAGGCGGCAGGACAGCAAGAGUGCACUCUUCCUCCUGGAGCACCAAGCCGAUAUAAACGUCAGGACUCAGGAUGGGGAGACUGCCCUUCAGCUGGCCAUCAAAAAUCAGCUUCCACUAGUAGUGGAUGCCAUAUGUACCCGAGGAGCUGACAUGUCUGUGCCAGAUGAAAAAGGGAACCCACCACUAUGGCUUGCCUUGGCAAAUAAUCUGGAGGACAUUGCUUCCACUCUGGUCAGACAUGGUUGUGAUGCCACGUGCUGGGGUCCAGGACCCAGUGGUUGUCUUCAGACACUUCUACACAGAGCCAUUGAUGAAAACAAUGAGUCCACUGCCUGCUUUCUUAUUCGCAGUGGCUGUGAUGUGAAUAGUCCCAGACAACCGGGUACUGAUGGAGAAGGAGAAGAGGAGGCAAGGGAUGGGCAGACCCCCCUGCAUUUGGCGGCCUCAUGGGGACUAGAAGAGACAAUUCAAUGUCUUUUGGAGUUCGGUGCCAAUGUCAACGCACAGGAUGCAGAAGGAAGAACACCUGUCCAUGUGGCCAUCAGCAACCAACAUAGUGUCAUCAUUCAGCUGUUGAUUUCUCACCCUAACAUUGAGUUGAGUGUACGAGACAGACAGGGGCUAACCCCUUUCGCCUGUGCCAUGACUUACAAGAACAACAAGGCAGCCGAGGCCAUUCUGAAACGAGAGUCUGGGGCUGCUGAGCAGGUAGAUAAUAAAGGUCGGAAUUUUCUCCAUGUGGCAGUUCAGAACUCUGACAUCGAAAGUGUUUUGUUCCUGAUCAGUGUCCAAGCCAAUGUGAACUCUAGAGUCCAGGAUGCUUCCAAGUUGACCCCUCUGCACCUUGCUGUUCAAGCAGGGUCAGAAAUCAUCGUCCGAAAUCUGCUUCUUGCAGGAGCCAAGGUGAAUGAAUUAACCAAGCAUCGUCAGACUGCCCUCCAUCUUGCUGCCCAGCAGGACCUGCCCACCAUCUGCUCAGUCCUCCUAGAGAAUGGAGUGGACUUUGCUGCUGUGGAUGAAAACGGAAAUAAUGCUCUUCAUCUUGCGGUCAUGCAUGGUCGGCUCAACAACAUCCGAGCUCUUCUGACAGAGUGUACAGUGGAUGCUGAAGCCUUUAAUCUGAGAGGCCAGUCACCACUACACAUUCUGGGACAAUAUGGCAAAGAGAACGCAGCAGCCAUCUUUGAUCUCUUUUUAGAGUGCAUGCCUGAGUAUCCUUUGGACAAACCAGAUGCAGAAGGCAACACAGUGCUGCUCUUAGCUUAUAUGAAAGGAAAUGCCAACUUGUGCCGUGCCAUUGUUCGGUCUGGGGCUCGCCUUGGGGUGAAUAAUAACCAAGGAGUCAACAUUUUCAAUUACCAGGUUGCCACGAAGCAGCUUCUGUUUAGAUUAUUAGAUAUGCUCUCCAAGGAGCCUCCAUGGUGUGACGGCUCCAACUGCUAUGAGUGCACUGCCAAGUUUGGAGUCACAACUCGUAAACAUCACUGUCGUCAUUGCGGCCGUCUUCUUUGCCAUAAAUGCUCAACCAAGGAGAUUCCUAUUAUAAAGUUUGACCUGAACAAGCCUGUGCGGGUUUGCAACAUUUGCUUUGAUGUACUGACUCUGGGCGGAGUCUCUUAGUGAGCCCCCAGGAGGGUCCAGGCCUGUGUCCCCCUGGCACCUCCCCAGCAGCUGCUCUACUCACCAGCCUGCCUCCUACCCAGAGCAAGAGCAGGCAGUUGUCUUCCUGCGGCAGAAGACUGGAAUAAUUACAGGCCAUGGUGUGACCCCAUUUCAGAUGAUUCUAUAUGACUGUCAGACUGUGGUCUAGUGCACUAGAUGUCUCACUGGUUGGACCAGGCCAGUAUAGCCUGUGUGACAAUUGUGAUAGGAAUCAGCUAGCAGCACACAAGGACAUUUGAAGACAAUUUUCCCUUUUGGUAGUAUAGCAUCCAUCUCAGAGAAUUCACAAAGUCUUCCUGCCUGGGAUGAAUUAGAGGCAGAGCCUGACAAAGUAGAGCCACAGCUGCUACAUGAGAGCUAUUACUCCAGGGUGGUGGCUGCUCUAAGUGGCUAUGACCUUUAAUGCACAGUGUUUUCAUGAAGAUAAUAGGAACCUCUUGCCCUCAAGUCUUUUCUUUCUUUUUAAAGCUAAGCUGUAUUUUUUAGUGAGCUGUCCCUUUUGAAAAGGUGAAAUCUUUCUAAACAGGGUUCAAAGAUGAGAGCUGAAAAAUUGUGGCCUUAAACAACCUAAAGCUUUACCAAUGUUGAUGCUGCUGGGGGUCAGUGCAGUGGCAGCUUGACACCUAGCAGCUGUCUCACUCUCUCGUCGUGCUGCGUCCUGUCUAUGGAGUCCUCAGUCGCUGCCACUUGAGUGGUAGAAGAAAUGCACUUUGACUGUGCUGCACUUUUUCUAAAGCUGCAUCAUUGGUGAAUCCAAUUCAAAAAUACCUUCACAUACCCUUCUAUCAGUGGUUCUGAUGGCCAGCUUGGACUGAACCUCAGCACACACUAAUCAUAAAGGGAAAACUGCCAAGAAGGAAGAAAUUCAUACUCCCUGACACGUCCUUCCUGCUAAAACCUUGCCUUGCAUGCCAAGUGCUGUUGGUGCCCUGCCCCAUCAGAGCCAGCAGCCAAAGGCCCUGGCCAAGCUAAAAGCAGCCUGCUGUAUAAGACUGGCUGAAACAUGGAUGAAGCAAGGCUCUGAAGCACAGGGCUUGGGUUCCUGCUGCUGCCUGUACUAACCCUGGGAUGCUGGGCCUCUUCCUUUUUAAAGUUGGGCCGGUGUUUUGGGUUUCUGGUUUGGAAUUUUAAUUUUUUAAAUUUUAUUUUAUUGCACACUGAAAGAGAAACUUUUUUUUUUAAGGAAACAAUGCUAUGAGAUGAACACUAUCUAAUUACAUUCAAGAAAUUAACAGUGUCAAUCACACAUAUUGAUUUUUUUUGAGACAUUUGAUAGCUUAUAUGAUUUGCAUUAAUGGAGUAUAGAUGAAUGAAUAAAAGGGACUUCUUUUGGCAUCACCUUCUUUCUUGGAUAGUGGUAUGUCCUCUGUGUGUAGAGUUAAACUUUUUACUGCCUAAAUAUGUAUAAAAUGUGCUGAUAAACCAGUGUGCUACUUUCUAAGAUACUUGUGUGAUUUAUAUGUUAAUAUUAGCCUAUAUGCAGAGUUUGAAAGGAAGAGUUACUUAGAGGAGUGCCGCUGUCUCCAGCCUCUGACUUGUGUCAUGGAAACAUUUAGCUAGUCUUAGCCAACAACUAUAUGAAUCAUGUGGUCAGUUUCUAAUUUUCAUUGCCUAAAAGGGUCACACAGACCUAGAAUUUAGUUGGUACCAUGAUUCUUUAAUGAGGAAGGUUAAUUACGGUUCUGCUAUGAACCAAGGUGAUCGGUACACAUACACUUGUUUUUCACGUUCACAAUGAAGAGGGGAAAAUAGGGAAUCAGGAUAAAGCUGAUCAUUUUGUCCUUGCCCUACACUCAGUAACAAUCUUGCCUAUAACUGUACUUACAAUCUGAAGAUCAUUCCUAAAAGUUGGUUUCGACCUUCUGUUCCUUCAGAGGUCAGCACAGUGACCAGCUAUGGCUGCGAGAAGCUGUGUGCCUUCGCCAUUGGUACCCAUGCUGUAGGUAUGUAUGGCUCAGGCACCCUUCCACAGCCCAACCAUGCUGUGUUCCCUGUGCUGCACUCCUGCUCUGCACUGCCCUGGCCUGUAUCUCUCCUGUGCUCUGUCCAUGCUGACCAGACUUCACCAUGAAACUGCUUAGCUGUUCUUGUUCAGUUUUAAUCAGUACCCUGAGAACUAGCAGCAAAACAUUUUAUUCACUCAAAAAGUUGCCAGCUGUGAAUGAGCAGAGCAGGAAGAAUAAACUUUACUGAAACAUAAUUUCUGUGUCAGUUAGCACUACUGUGCUUACCUAGUUUUUUAACUGCCUCUUACUGUACAGUGUAUUAUUAAGGGUUUUUUGUUUGUUUGUUUUAAAGACAGGUACAAAACAUGUGCUUGAAACUAAUUUGCUAUGAUCCUCUAACACAGCGAUGUCCCACAAGCUUAAGUGCCUACACUGAGGACGCCUUUGUUUCCAGUUAUCUUUUCACUGGUGUCUCACUCAGUGAUGUGUUAGAACACAAGUUUUGGGCCUAUUCCACCCCAAUAACCAAUUCAGUCAAGGCUGAAUAUUCACUGCUCAGUUCGGCUGCCAUAUUCUCUCCAAGCAGUGGGGUCCAUGUGAUGUUUCAUCCUCUACCUCAGAGCCCUGAGUUGUUUCUGACUACCUGUCAGCUUCCCUUUCCUUGAAUGGGUCUUUCAGAGAACUGGGUGUGUGUGUUCUCACUGCGCUUCCCAGUUCGUGCCUGGCCCCCAUACUGAACUGUUCCAGCACUAGUCUUAUUUGCAGAGAGGGGGUGGGGGUGCAAAGCCUCCAUCUAGGAUGAUUUCCUUACCUGGAAAAAGGAACGUGGCUGAACUGCCCCAUACUUAGGCCUGAGAGACAGCGACAGCAUCAUGUACAAGUAAAAAGUUUGCCUCCCUCACAGACACUGGCUUCCUUCAGGACCAGCCCCCUAGAGCCACCUGAAGCUCCCAGCUCCCCUGUGGGCCCAGCAGAGGAAGCAGCACAGCACAGGCCUUCGAGCUGUGUUCACUUUACAGAACUGACGGAAUGAAAAACUGAGUGUGUGGCUGGUUCACUAAAUAUAGUAAAUUCCCAGAUAUCAUAGAUGCCUUAAAGACUUUGUCUGGAGGACCACUGCCUAUACAGUCCUCUUUGGUGUGGCAUAAGUAAUAUAUUAACUGUUAUGACUAACAACAUUGGUUUUCUAUAGCAAGGGAGUCUGGGGACUACUGGACUUAAUGACUUGCCUGUUUGGCAGCCAUGUGGAGCUGGGUGUUCUGUGACAUCCUUGUGGUACCAAGAACAAGGCAGCAGCUGGGCCUUUAAAACUGCAGGCACAUGUUUGGAUAGUUCAUUUUGGCUUCCAAACCACUCUGGUGGUGCUCAGUGUGGGAGUGACAGCAUCAUCUGGGACCGUGGCGCUUAGCAGCAUUGUUUCUUUGAAGUCUGUAAUGGAAUGUAUUUUUCAAAUACUGGUAUUUUCAUUUUCUGUAAUAAUCCUUAUAAUAAAAAUAAGGUAAAAUUGUGAAUUUUAA